Messenger RNA from Phyllostomus hastatus (greater spear-nosed bat), 4296 nucleotides. It is a transcript of the gene TFCP2, whose product is annotated as transcription factor CP2. Gene Ontology annotation, molecular function: RNA polymerase II cis-regulatory region sequence-specific DNA binding; DNA-binding transcription activator activity, RNA polymerase II-specific. Gene Ontology annotation, biological process: positive regulation of transcription by RNA polymerase II. The record is from RefSeq and is a predicted model, not a curated record. The coding region runs from base 639 to 2150 and encodes 503 amino acids. Gene Ontology annotation, cellular component: nucleus. The transcript has 15 exons. NCBI's taxonomy places the organism in Eukaryota, Metazoa, Chordata, Mammalia, Chiroptera, Phyllostomidae.
CGGUGGAGGAGCCUGACGACUCCGGGUGUCUUACCCGUGCUGGACUUUCCCCUUCCAUGUGUCGAGGCCGUGGGGGGGGUGCUGCAGAAGUCAGGGAGUAGGCUGAGCAGAAACCUGGAUUUGGUUCUAAGAGCCGUGGGGUUGACCGGAAGUGAUCUUGGGGCUGACCGGAAGCAAGGCCUGGAGGGGAAAGGGAGUGUGGGUCCCGGGAGGGAGGGGGUUCUUAGCGGCGAGGGGCGGGGUGAAAAGGUGCGAAAGCGACCUGGGAGCGCCUAAGGCGGUGGGUCGCUGCUGUUGGUCUCAUUGGGAAGCAGCGAGUGACCACCACGAGCAAAAGGGGAGGCCAGAGAGUGGUAGUGUGGAAGUCCAGGGCUACUUCUGGGCAGUCUGGAAUAAGUGAAAGGGCUCUCACGCCGCUCCAGAGCUCUGAGUGGGAGGGACUUUGGAAGUCGAGGCAGCACAGAACAAGGAGCCAAGGGUGCAGGAGAUUAGUGCAGGAGGGCUUAGGGGUGGCUGGUGGGUACUGCGUGGGAGAUCUUGGUUUGGAGUUUCCUACAGUCCUUGCCCCCGUUGGGUAGAAUCACACUGCUCACCUUUGUGCAAGAACCAGUGUCGCCUGGGGCAAGGAAGGAGCCAGGAUGGCUUGGGCUCUGAAGCUGCCUCUGGCCGAUGAAGUGAUUGAAUCCGGGCUGGUGCAGGACUUUGAUGCUAGUCUGUCCGGGAUCGGCCAGGAACUGGGUGCUGGUGCCUAUAGCAUGAGUGAUGUCCUUGCACUGCCCAUUUUUAAGCAAGAAGAGUCAAGUUUGCCUCCUGAUAAUGAGAAUAAAAUCCUGCCUUUUCAGUAUGUGCUGUGUGCUGCCACCUCUCCGGCAGUGAAGCUCCACGACGAAACCCUGACCUAUCUCAACCAAGGACAGUCUUAUGAAAUCCGAAUGCUAGACAAUAGGAAACUUGGAGAACUUCCAGAAAUUAAUGGCAAGUUGGUGAAGAGUAUAUUCCGUGUAGUGUUCCAUGACAGACGGCUACAGUACACCGAACACCAGCAACUAGAGGGCUGGAGGUGGAACCGACCUGGAGAUAGGAUUCUUGACAUAGACAUCCCGAUGUCUGUGGGUAUCAUCGAUCCUAGGGCUAAUCCAAACCAACUAAACACAGUGGAGUUCCUGUGGGACCCUUCCAAGAGGACGUCAGUGUUUAUUCAGGUGCACUGUAUCAGCACAGAGUUCACCAUGAGGAAGCACGGCGGGGAGAAGGGCGUGCCGUUCCGCGUGCAGAUCGACACCUUCAAGGAGAACGAGAACGGGGAGUAUACUGAGCACUUGCACUCAGCCAGCUGCCAGAUCAAAGUCUUCAAGCCCAAAGGUGCAGACAGAAAGCAAAAAACAGAUAGGGAGAAAAUGGAGAAACGGACACCUCAUGAAAAGGAGAAAUACCAACCUUCCUAUGAGACAACUAUACUCACAGAGUGUUCUCCGUGGCCCGAAAUCACCUAUGUCAAUAAUUCCCCAUCACCUGGCUUCAACAGUUCCCAUAGCAGUUUUUCUCUUGGGGAAGGAAACGGUUCACCAAACCACCAGCCAGAGCCGCCCCCUCCAGUCACAGAUAACCUCUUGCCAACAACCACACCUCAGGAAGCUCAGCAGUGGUUGCAUCGAAACCGGUUUUCUACAUUCACGAGGCUUUUUACAAACUUCUCAGGGGCAGAUUUAUUGAAACUAACUAGAGAUGAUGUGAUCCAAAUAUGUGGCCCUGCAGAUGGAAUCAGACUUUUUAAUGCAUUAAAAGGCCGGAUGGUGCGUCCAAGGCUAACCAUUUAUGUUUGUCAGGAAUCCUUGCAGUUGAGGGAGCAGCAACAGCAGCAGCAGCAGCAGCAGCAGCAGAAGCAUGAGGAUGGAGAUUCAAAUGGUACUUUCUUCGUGUACCAUGCCAUCUACCUAGAAGAACUGACAGCUGUUGAACUAACGGAAAAAAUUGCUCAGCUCUUCAGCAUUUCUCCUUGCCAGAUCAGCCAGAUCUACAAGCAGGGGCCAACAGGAAUCCAUGUGCUCAUCAGUGAUGAGAUGAUACAGAACUUUCAGGAAGAAGCCUGUUUUAUUCUGGACACAAUGAAAGCAGAAACCAAUGACAGCUAUCAUAUUAUACUGAAGUAGAUGUGGGGCAUUCCGUCCUCAGUGGCUGCUGCUUCCUUCACCUCUGGGAAACCCCCCUGGAAGGGGAUGCAGAUGGAGAGUUGAAGGUCUGCGGGAACCUGGCCCAUCUGACUGUGUUGGGGGGAGCGCAGGCCAUGGAGGCAGAGCCCAGCCGUCUGUGCGGGUCCGGGCUCUGUGGCACACAGACUACGGCCCGACAGGCCUUUCUACAGCUGUUUCUGAGUUACAAUUUCUGGACCCUGUUGUUGAAUAUCAGUGGAAACUCCACAGCAUUUGGGGUGUAUGUAGAGCAUAACAAUGAUGAUAACUGUGUGAUGUUUAAUGGAAAGAUGUUAAAUUUUGUGAUACGGAGCUGUGUGAUUUUUUCUAAUAUAAAAAAGUGAACAUCUAUAUUCAUAAGACUAGAUACUCAAUUUCUUUUGCAUCAAACAUGUACUGGCUUUUUACCAUAGUCGGCCCCUGAAAACCUCAUCAAAGAGAAAUACUGAGAUAGACUAGAAUUUUUCCUUUGGUUCCUCUGUAAUACUGUCACUAAGAGUAAUUUUAGCUAACAUUUAUGGAGUGUUUAUUUGUGCCAGGCAGUGUGAUAAAUUCUUUUAAUGGAUUAUCUUGUUUAAAUCCUCUUAAUAAUCCUAUGUGAAGUAGGUGAUAAUGAUUCUUCAUUGAAGAUGAGGAAAUGGAGACUUGUAGUGGCUAGACAGCUUGCUGAGCAGCAGGCAGCGAGCAGGUGGUGGUGCCAAAAGCCAAACCCAGGCAGUCUGGGUCUUACUAGUUGCCACCCAGUGCUGCCGCCUUUGCAGUCCUUGUGCUUGGCGUCAUUUCUUACUGUGGCUCUUCUGGUGAAUAGGACAGAACACUGGGUGAGAACUGAGAAUCUAACCACUGAAAGGGACAAACCAUACCUAAAUAAUGAUGCACAAAUCAAAAUGUACAGACAGUAAAAACAUAGGUGCUUUGUAAGCAUCAUUAGUUAUCAGGUCUUAGCAUUUGAGGUGGUGAAAACUAGGGAUUUUCUGUAACUCCCCAAAUUCACUGUUCUUGGAUGACCUCCUCAAACUAUUUAUUAAUGAGAUAGACUAACCCCUCCUUUCUCUUUCCCCUCUCUGCAUUUUCUCUUGGUGUAGGAAGUUCUUUUAUUCAUUUAGUGUUCUUUUAUUUAAGCUUUACAAAAAAUUCAUUCUGAUCCCAUUCACAUUCUUACCAUAUAUUUUUGUUAUUUCUUAAAGAAUGACUGUGUGUGUGUUUACAUGUGUAAGAAUCUGGGUCUUUCUUUUUCACAUGUAAAGUUUUAUCCAGAAAUCCCUUUACAUAUUAUGUUGAAGUGAAAAAGAUAACGUUCAAAGAUUAUGUAUUGAAUUUGGGUCUGUGUGUGUGUGUAUGUGUUUUCAAAGCAUUUGAUAAUGUUUAAAUGUUUUUAUACAGAGGUUUUUGUUCAUUAAAAUCAACCUGCAACACAGUCUGAUUUCUUUUGGUUGGAAACAAGUUGAAAACUUUGGAAAAUUAAGUCAACUAACUUGUUUAGAACUGACCUGGGCAACUUGACAUCAUAGGCCAAAAUAAUUUUUUAGUGAAUGAUUACCAUAUGUCUCGUCUCCGCUUUAGGGGAAUUUUCUAAUUACACCAUGUUUCUAGGACUGGUUCUCAGCUUCAAGGAAGUUGCUCUCUCAGAAGGCUCCUGUUGUGUUUUGUUUUUUUCUAUUCUGUGUGAAUAAUGUUAGGCUAGGAGGGUUGGACUAGAUGACUUUUAAGGUCCCUUCUAAGUCUGAAUCUUGACUCGUGUUGACUGCAAAUGCACAUAGAAUUCUAUUAAUAUAUUUACUAUAAAUUCACACUUACUAUUUUUACUUGGCAUUAGGGGUCUUUUUUUAGAGUAGUCUUCAAAUUUAUAGAAAUAAAUUUAUACAAGUUUGUAGUGACAGGUCCUUAAAUUAACCAGAAAAUCUCUUAAGCUUUUUUUAGGUUCAAAAAUACUAUGGUGCCAAUACUAUAUAAUUGGUAGAAUUGGUAUAGUGCUAAAACAUUGUGCUUAUUUGACUUCCUUUAAAAAUUGUAUCUGUUCUCUAUCCUUCCAAUUUAAUGAAAAUUUAAAACUUGCUUUUUCUUCAUGAAACUCAUGCACAAAGUGAUAAAUGCAAACAAUAAAGAA